Saprolegnia diclina VS20 is the source of this 390-nucleotide messenger RNA. RefSeq lists its product as hypothetical. Lineage: Eukaryota; Oomycota; Saprolegniomycetes; Saprolegniales; Saprolegniaceae. The record is from RefSeq and is a predicted model, not a curated record. The transcript has a single exon. Gene Ontology annotation, cellular component: intracellular membrane-bounded organelle. The coding region runs from base 1 to 390 and encodes 129 amino acids.
AUGGUGCACAUCAUCAACGGCGAGAUCGUCGCGGACAACGACCCGCGCGUGCUCAAGAUCAAGAAGCAGAGCUCGGAGCCACCCAACUAUGGCUCGGCGCGCUUUGGCAGCACGCGGGCGCCCGGCGGCAACAUCACGACUGUCAACAAUAUGGGCGACGCGCCGGCACCCCCCGUCUCGGACUCGCCCUUUAGCCGCUUUGGCGCGGCCAUUGGCAUGCAGGGCACCGUCAACAUGCCUGCGAUCCCGAUUCUCUGCAUGCGCAGCGCGCCUGUCGAGAAGGUCACCCUCCUCAUCUUUGUGAUCCUGACGCUGCUCCUCGGGUGGCGCGCCCUCGUCUUUGGCCUCAUCAUCUACUAUAUUUAUCAAGCCCAGCGCCCGCUGCCGUAG